AUGUCUCCAAUUCCAACCGCCCUCAUCACAGCAGGCAGCGCAGGCCUCGGCGCCGCGACAGCCAAACUCUUCGCCCGCAACGGCUACAGCGUCGUCAUAAACUACGCGAACAACAGCGACCGCGCGGAUGCCCUGGUCAAGGAACUCGAGUCCCUCUCGUCCACCUCCCCUUCUUCCACGGAAGGAGGCCAAAGGCAGCACUUCCACGCCAUCAAAGCAGACCUCUCCUCCCGCGCCGAAACCUCCGCCCUCGUCAAGAGCGCGGCCGACGCCCUCGGCGGCCGCCUCGACGUCCUCUUCUCCAACGGCGGCUGGACGAGGCUCCGCAACAUCGCGGACCUCGACGACAACGUCGACGAGGACGACUGGGACCGCUGCUUCAACAUGAAUGUGAAGUCGCACCUGUUCCUCAUGCACGCCGCGCGGCCGUACCUCGACGAGGCGGAGGGCGCGUUCGUCACGACGGCGUCGCUGGCCGGUGUCAAAGUCAGCGGGAGUUCACUGGUAAAACAUUCUUUCUUUGCAAUCUCAUUUCUCUCCAUCUUUCUCCUGGUCCUCGCCAUCUCUGCUGCCCAAUAUCGAAUGGGCGCAGCCUACGCCGUGACGAAAGCAGCCCAGAUCCACCUCGUAAAAGGCCUCGCCUUAGCAGCGGGCCCGAGAAUAAGAGUAAACAGCGUCUCUCCGGGCCUCAUGUUGACGGAAUGGGGCCUACAGUUCCCGCAAGAGAAACAACAGGCCGCCCGGGACAGGACGCCGCUCAAGCGCCUCGCCACGGUCGACGACGUGGCCGACCAGGUGCUGUGCUUCGCCAGGAGCAGGAGCGUCACCGGCGCUAACGCCGUCAUUGACGGGGGGCUCAGUAUUUGA
Messenger RNA from Colletotrichum tamarilloi, 867 nucleotides. RefSeq names its product short-chain dehydrogenase. Bases 1 to 867 code for a protein of 288 amino acids. NCBI's taxonomy places the organism in Eukaryota, Fungi, Ascomycota, Sordariomycetes, Glomerellales, Glomerellaceae. The transcript is spliced from 3 exons. The record is from RefSeq and is a predicted model, not a curated record.